Messenger RNA from Trametes versicolor FP-101664 SS1, 132 nucleotides. RefSeq names its product pheromone. The transcript has a single exon. Bases 1 to 132 code for a protein of 43 amino acids. The record is from RefSeq and is a predicted model, not a curated record. Lineage: Eukaryota; Fungi; Basidiomycota; Agaricomycetes; Polyporales; Polyporaceae.
AUGGACGCCUUCUUCGUCAUUGCUUCCCCUGUGCCCGCGGAGGACACCGCUGCGUCCUCCGAGGUUGACAUCUUCGCCGACCAUGACCGGCUGGCUACUACCGGAUCCCACGGCUCGUGUAUCAUCGCCUGA